CUCCGCCGCCGCUCUAAUCCGGCAAUGUUGCUGGAAAUAUCGACUUCGCCACCACCAAAAUCUGCUUGAUACUGACCAUUCGCCACCACCAUCAUCAUUCUUAACCUCUCAACAACAAUGUCACUCUCCAAACAAAACCAAGCGGCCUCAACUCGAGAGCUCAAGCACCGAGUCCUCACCUGUCUCCACAAGCUCUCCGACCGCGACACCCACUCCGCCGCCGCCGUGGAACUCGAGUCGAUGGUCAAGACUCUCUCUCCGGACACUCUCUCACCCUUCCUCUCCGCUAUCUCCGCCACCGACUCCGCCGACAAGUCCGCCGUCCGCAAACAAUGCCUUCGCCUGAUCUCUCUCCUCUCCGAAUCCCACGGUAACUCCAUCUCUCCAUUCCUCCCAAAACUCCUCUCCUCCAUCAUCCGCCGCCUCCGCGACUCCGACUCCUCCGUCCGCUCCGCCUGCAUUUCAGCCACCGCUUCUCUCUCCUCACACUUAACAAAACCUCCAUUUUCCUCAAUCAUGAAGCCCUUUGUCGACACUUUAGUCACUGAACAAGACCUAAAUGCUCAAAUCGGAGCGGCUUUGUGUUUGGCGAGGGCAAUUGAUGUGUCAGACGAUCCAGAACCAAUGUACUUGAGGAAGUUGGUGCCGAGGAUGGAGAGGUUGCUGAGGAGUGAGAGUUUCAAGGCGAAGGCAGCGUUGUUGACCCUGAUUGGGAGUGUGGUUGGAGCUGGCGGAGCAAAGAGUCAGCUUCUGGUGAAGAAUCUGGUGGCGUGUUUGAUGGAGUUCGUGCGCAGUGAGGAUUGGGCGGCCAGGAAGGCCUCUGCGGAGGCGUUGAUCACAUUGGCAGUCGUGGAAAGGGAAACCUUACCGGAGUUUAAGGCUUCGUGUUUAAAGACUUUUGAGGCGAAGAGAUUUGACAAGGUGAAGAUUGUGAGGGAGACGAUGAAUCAGAUGGUGGAGGUUUGGAAGGGGAUUCCUGAUUUUUUAGAGGAGAUCUCGCCGCCUCCUGAAUCACAAUUCUGUUCUAAAGAGGAUGCUAGUGAUGGGCACUGUCCGCCUGGCUUGAAGAUUUCCUGCAAUAUUAGCUCUGGUACUCCUCAAGUAAAGAGAAACAUCGUCCUGGCUGACAGAUCACCUUUGCCUGAUGGUUCUUCUACUGCUACAACAAGGAGGAGGAGUCUUCUCGACAGUAGUGACAAGAGAAAAGGUCCAGCAAUGUUCCGAAAGCUGGACUGUAAGAAGCCCACAGGUGGGAAAGUUAAAAUUUCUGCUCCUCAUGCGCCUUUGAGGGCAGUGGUUGGUGAGGAUGAACCAGGGUCUGGAGACGAGAAAACACAGGAGAAAGUUGACAAGGAUAGGAAUGGGUUUCAGAAGACGGAAAUGACAAGACGUGCCCUUUUCAGUAAGAUCUCUGAUGAGAAAAUACACAAAUUCUGUGGAUCUCGUGUUGUUCCAUGUAAUGAUGAGAGUUCAGAAUCUAUUAUCGUUGUUAAUAAUGUUACCGGAGAUCUCAGUAGAGGCCAUAAAGAAUGUGAGGAUUUAUCUUUGAUCCGCAAGCUGCUUGUGCAAAUUGAAAAUCAGCAGUCCAAUUUAUUAGAUCUCCUCCAGGGAUUCAUUGGGAGCUCACAGAAUGGGAUGCAUUCUUUGGAGACACGUGUUCAUGGUCUGGAGCUGGCGUUGGAUGAGAUCUCAUAUGACUUGGCUGUGUCAACUGGAAGGAUGUCAAAUCCGAACUCUGCAACCAUGUGUUGCAAGCUACCUGGUGCAGAAUUUUUAAGCUCUAAGCUCUGGGGAAGAACAGAAGGUCGGUUUUCAACGUCCCGGUUUUCUUCCAGUGGAACCCCAUCAGUGGCUGCCAUGCGCAACAAAACCGAUAAGAAUGGAAACAAUGAGACAUUUAACCUGGAAAAUAGGAGAUUUCGGCACCAGGGUGGUGGUGGUGGGUUUAUUGUGAAUCCACUGGCUGACAUCAAGUCCCAGGGGAUUUCAGAGAUUACAUCAAAUAGGGUCUCAAAGAAUGUUCCUGAUGGCGUAUAAAAUGCCAUAGCACAUCAUCUACCAGAGUUACCAGCAGGUGAGCUGUAUAUAUCAGAUAGAAGCUGGAGUUAUAAUACUCAUUUUAGCUAAGUAAAGAUGCGGAUUGGAGUUGGAGCUUGAUUAUAAAGUACAUAAUAGAAGCGGUUUCUUUCAAUGUCGCCUAUACAAGUAUACGUUUUACAGUAUGGAUGCCUGAGAGUAGAAGAAAGCUCACUACAAUUUGAAGGGGAAAAUAUAUAGAGAAGCAGUUGUUUGGACAUUUCAUCUCACUUUGUGACUGGGUUUUUCGAUUUAUUU
Molecule: messenger RNA, 2334 nt
Organism: Ilex paraguariensis (yerba mate)
Lineage: Eukaryota; Viridiplantae; Streptophyta; Magnoliopsida; Aquifoliales; Aquifoliaceae
Source: the annotation of a GenBank genome assembly